This is a messenger RNA of Dendroctonus ponderosae (mountain pine beetle), 677 nucleotides long. RefSeq lists its product as uncharacterized. Gene Ontology annotation, molecular function: histone pre-mRNA DCP binding; U7 snRNA binding. Gene Ontology annotation, biological process: mRNA 3'-end processing by stem-loop binding and cleavage. Lineage: Eukaryota; Metazoa; Arthropoda; Insecta; Coleoptera; Curculionidae. The coding region runs from base 144 to 569 and encodes 141 amino acids. Gene Ontology annotation, cellular component: cytoplasmic U snRNP body; nuclear body. The record is from RefSeq and is a predicted model, not a curated record. The transcript is spliced from 2 exons.
AAGGACAAUUAUGCAAGGUUUAGAGGAUACAGUGGUCAUCAUAACCUCUGUAUUUGUCUUUAUCUAUUCCUCUGUGUAUGUUUAUUAUUGGCAGAAACAAGAACUUAUCUCUUUUUGAUUCUACAUAAUUUAUCUGCAAUAAAAUGGCCCCAAUUAACGCCGGCAAUGCGACGAAAAAGGAAAUGGCCCUGUUCUUCAACACUCUGAGCUGCUUGGUGAAGAAUUUGGAAAAACAGUAUAUUCUUGUGGAUCUCAGAAACGAACUGAGUUUAUACGGGAAAGUAAUCAAUGUGGAUGCCUAUAUGAACAUGGAAAUGGAAGAUGUAACACUGUACGACACGAGAGGGCAGGAGAAGGCAUUAUCAAACUUCUACAUUACCGCUAGAUGUAUAAGGUAUGUGCAUAUGCCUGAAAGGGCAGAUGCAAUGGCUCUCUUAACAAGCCAGUUAAGUUCGAUGACUUCGACGAAAAAAGACAAACAAAAACGGGUUUAUAAAACAUCACGAGCUUUAAGGAAUCAUGCAGACACUUUAAAGGAUGCAUACACCGCAAGCAAGCAGCUAACAUGAAGUAUAAUGAUUAAUUUCCUUGGCUAAAAAAACCACCAAAACUAUAAGAAAUGUAUUUAAUGCUAUUUACUAAAUAAAUAUAUUUUGAGUGAUUACGAGAUAAACACA